Molecule: messenger RNA, 1215 nt
Organism: Chionomys nivalis (European snow vole)
Lineage: Eukaryota; Metazoa; Chordata; Mammalia; Rodentia; Cricetidae
Gene: Nudt2
Product: nudix hydrolase 2
Exons: 5
Coding region: 449-892 (147 amino acids)
Biological process (GO): AMP biosynthetic process; ATP biosynthetic process
Molecular function (GO): bis(5'-nucleosyl)-tetraphosphatase (asymmetrical) activity
Source: RefSeq, a predicted model, not a curated record
CCUUGUGGCCUGGUAGGCCUGCUUUCUUAGGGAAUCCGGGACCACCGCUGCAGGGGAUGACCCCACUCACGGUGGGCUGGGCACUUCCCUGUGCCCUACAGCUUGCCUACAUCUUCUGGAAGCGUUUUCUCAAUGGAGGCUUCCUCCUCUCCAUAUCCAGUUUAGGAAACGAAGAACGGAACCUUAGACCUGGUCUCCACUUACCUUGCGGACAGUCUGUAGCACUUCAAAUUCAACUCGAUUCAAAAGGAAAUCCAUCCAGUUACUCAAGCCGAACACCUCUUCUGGUUCCCUUGAACUCAUGCAAUCUCUCAGACAGACAAUGAGAUACCAACCUUGUCAAUGUAAAACUCUCCUGUUUUCUCCCUCAACCAAAUAGCCAAGUUUGCGAAGUGGUUCAGCAGCUUGAUCUCCAGAGAGGAAGCAGAGGCCCAGAGAGAGAUAGAGCAUGGCCCUGAGAGCAUGUGGCUUGAUCAUCUUUCGAAGACACCUUAUUCCCAAGGUGGACAACAGCACAAUUGAGUUUCUGAUGCUGCAGGCAUCAAAUGGCAUUCAUCACUGGACUCCUCCCAAAGGCCAUGUGGACCCUGGAGAGACUGACUUGGAAACAGCUUUGCGAGAGACUCAGGAGGAAACAGGCAUAGAAGCAAGCCAGCUGACCAUCAUCGAGGGGUUCAGAAAGGAGCUCAACUAUGUGGCCUGGAAGAAGCCGAAAACAGUCAUUUACUGGCUGGCAGAGGUGAAAGACUACAAUGUAGAGAUCUGCCUCUCCCAGGAGCAUCAAGCCUACCGCUGGCUAGGACUGGAAGAGGCUUGCCAGUUGGCUCAGUUCAGUGAGAUGAAGGCAACACUCCAAGAAGGACACCAGUUUCUCUGCUCCACACCGGCCUGAGCUGACCAGAACAAAUGCUUCCAUUGCUUCCUUGAGGGUCUCCUGAGAUGAACCCACCCUCCUAUCCAGGGAAGGAUGCACUGGUCUUUGCCUUGCUAUGGCCAAGAGCAGAUAGGUUGGUGGAAGUAAAAUAAAUUUGGCACUCUCGGGUGAGGGCAAGGAAGCCUCGGAUUCAGUCCCUAGCAUAGACAAUAAUUACUUUCAAAAUAAGAGCAAGCAAGAAUUUUAGCUAAGUUAAAAAGCAAAGAAGGGUAAAAAAAAUUUUAAAUGCCAGCCCCAGUAAGUGUAUCUUUGUAAUUUAUAAAUAAACUUCAAACAGUUUA